AUGACCGUGGAAUUUCCGCCGCAUAGUUUCGCGUCAACCAGCUGUGUCAAGUACCUCGGGGUCCAGUUCGACCCAAGGCAGCGUUUCUUGGAACACGCCAAAUUAGCGGCAAAAAGAGCGAUGGAGGCAGGCAGAUGCCUCGCCCAGAUCCUACCCAACCUCAGGGGUGCCAAGCAGAGGACCAGACGCGUGCUGUCAACGGUGGUGACAUCAAGGCUGCUCUACGGAGCACCUAUCUGGGCCGAAAAAAUGUCAGUCAAGGCAAUGGCCACAAUGGAGUCGGCAUACAGAAGGACGAUGCUGAGGGUCGCCUGCUGCUACAGCACGACGUCAUAUGACGCGGCCGCUGUGGUUUCCAGCAUGCCCCCCCUAAAGCUGCUGGCAGAAGAAAGGAGGAGCAUCUUUCUGGGGACCAAUAAGGAGGUUAAAAAAUGA
Molecule: messenger RNA, 435 nt
Organism: Acyrthosiphon pisum (pea aphid)
Lineage: Eukaryota; Metazoa; Arthropoda; Insecta; Hemiptera; Aphididae
Exons: 1
Coding region: 1-435 (144 amino acids)
Source: RefSeq, a predicted model, not a curated record